UCGGGUGCAGCCAGGAGUGUAUUGAGGGCUGAGGACCUGCCUGCUAAUUCUUUCCUUUCCAAUAUUGAUGUUUCCUGUGUGGGUGUAGAUGGGGUACCCCGCUCCAGUCCACUUACUGAGCCACUCCAAGUGGGGACAUUUCCCUAUUUGCUUGCCAGAUUUGUGGUGUCCUCUUCAUGUCCUAUGAAUUUGCUCGGAGCUGAUGUGCUGUCCAGACUACAGGCCUCAAUCAUUUUCACGCCUGAAGGAGGAGUGCAGCUACACACUCCCUUAUCCUUAGAAGACUCAUCUGCUUUGUGUUCUCUGCCUGUCAUGAUGAGACUUCAUGAAGCAAUACCUCCAAGUACAAUACCACAAGAAGUACUUGACAGAAUCCCUGCCUGCCUAUGGUCCACGGGACCGGAAGACAUUGGUCAUUUGAAAGUGCCACCAGUUCUAGUCAAGCUCAAGGAGGGAGCAUAAUUGCCCCGGAAACCACAAUACCCCUUGAAGCCAGCUCAAUCCGUAGCCAUUUCAAAACAGGUCGAGACUCUUGUGUCCAAUGGAGCUCUGAUACCCUGUACUUCUGAAUGCAAUACACCCUUGUUCCCAGUGAAGAAACGGACCCCAAGAGGAGAACCAGAGAAAUACAGAAUGGUCCAAGACCUCCGAGCAGUUAAUGAAGCCACAGUGUUGGACACCCCGAUUGUGCCAAAUCCACAUACCUUAUUAUCAGGUAUACCUCCAACGGCAGAAUACUUCACUGUAGUGGACCUGGCAAAUGCAUUCUACAGUGUUCCCCUGCAUUCCUCCUGCAGGUACCUCUUCGCUUUCACACAUGAAAAAAAGCAGUACACCUGGGCUGUUAUGCCACAAGGGGGACAAAACUCUCCAAGCCAGUUUGCCAAAGCCAUAACUUCAAUACUUGAUACAUGGCAAAAAGAACACCCUGCAGUGACUCUUCUCAUAUAUGUGGACGACCUUCUCCUCUGCACAGAUGACCAACCCACUGCAGAAGAAAAUUCAGAAAGUCUACUAUGCUACCUUGCGGACCAAGGCUGUAAGGCCUCUAAAGCCAAAAUACAGUGGUGUUCCAAGACAGUCACCUUUUUGGGCCACUGCAUUUCCAAGGGCACAAGACAUAUCACCUCAGACCGAGUGGCUGCUAUCAAGGACAUUCCCCAACCACAGGCCACUAAACAACUGCAUGCUUUUCUUGGGCUCAUAUCUUACUGCAGGGCGUGGAUCCCUGAUGCAUCGAUCCUCAUGCAACCACUCUACGAUGCUCUCAAGUCUGUGCCGUUUACCCUGUCAAGCGAAGCCCUGGACAAUUUCUUUCUGCUGAAGCAAGCAAUAUCUACAGCUCCUGCUUUGGGCCUCCCAGAUUAUGGAAUACCCUUCAAGCUGUUUGUGUCGGAAAGAAAAGGCCAUGCAACAGGAGUCCUAGCUCAACCACAUGGAGGCUGGACUAGACCCAUUGGGUACUAUUCAUGCCGCUUAGACCCCGUGGCUAGGGGUGGCCCUUCCUGCCUAAGAGCAGUCUUUGCUGCCCAAGCACUACUGGACAAAACUUCAGACCUCGUUUUAGCACACCCCCUGCUUCUUCUGGCACCGCAUGACAUUGCUGCCAUCUUAAAUCAGGUGCAACCCCGACACCUGUCCACCGCCAGACAUCUUCGGUUGCAAAUCUCCCUCCUCCUUCCAGACAAUGUGACCCUCCAGAGAUGUCUCACUCUCAACCCGGCCACCCUUCUGCCAUUUUUCGAGGGGGGACAAGAUGGAGAAGAUGAAGAAGGAAUCGGAGAAGAUGAAGAAAAGGACCCCUGUACUGUUCCACAUGACUGCCUUGAAAUGAUGCGCAUGGAAACCACACAUUUACCCACAGUGAGUGAAACUCCUCUGGAAAACCCUGACUACAUACUUUUUGUGGAUGGCUCCAGAUAUGCGGAUGAAGGAGGAAAGUACCACACAGGUUAUGCUGUGACCUCAGAAUUUGAAAUUCUACAAUCAGGAGCAUUACCUCCAACUGUAUCUGCUCAGGAAGUGGAGCUCCAUGCCCUCACUACAGCGUGUAGGAUAGCAGAAGGUAAAAGAGCCAACAUUUACACAGACUCAAGGUAUGCCCUGGGAGUGGCCCAUGACUUCGGUAUCAUCUGGAGGGCUAGAGGAUUUCUGACAGCGGCCGGAACACUGGUGAAACACGGCCCAGCCAUCAAGGAGUUAAUGGAUGCACUACUCCUGCCUGACCAAGUGGCUGUCUUGAAGGUUAAAGCACAUGGAAAACUGAAUUCUCAAGAAGCCAGAGGGAACCACCUAGCGGAUAUAGCUGCCAAACAAGGAGCGAAAGACCAACGAAAAAUGGCUGAAGUGGCCAAAGAGGAGAGUGAAUCUUUAGCGCAGAUGCCUCUGGCAGUCCAUGUGCCAUCUGACAGGCUAUACCUGGCCUCUAUGCAAAGGGCAGCUUACACAGACGAACAUUUGGAAUGGAUCGAUAAAGGAGCAGAAUAUGAGGGAGAUCUAUAUCUGAUGAGAGGGAAAACCUGUUUACCAAAAUAUAUGUAUCCAGCAGUCGUCCAAUGGGCACAUGGACCUGCACAUCUCUCCAAGAACUUAAUGAAUUCACUAAUCAGCAAGUAUUACUGGGCCCCAGGGAUAACCACCCUAACCAGAAAUUACUGCACCUCAUGUGCAGUAUGUGCAAAAUGCAACCCGGGGAGGACAGAGAAGACACCGCAGAAGCAUUUGGCAAAACCGCUCUAUGCGUUCCAGAGGAUACAGAUUGAUCACAUACAGAUGCCAAAAAGUGGCCGAUAUGAAUAUGCCCUAGUGAUGGUGGACAUGUUCUCUGGUUGGCCAGAAGCCUACGCUGUAACAAACAUGACAGCCAAGACCACGGCUAAGAAACUACUGAGUGAGCUAGUAUGUAGAUUUGGGGUUCCAGAGGUGAUAGAGAGCGAUCAGGGCCCAGCCUUCACAGCAACCCUUACAAAAGAGAUUUGGGCAGCACUGGGAGUUCAGUUAGCUCUACACACCCCAUACCACCCUCAAAGUAGCGGGAAGGUAGAAAGGAUGAAUGGGACUCUAAAGAACAGGAUGUUAAAAAUGGCCCAAGAGACUAACAUGAGUUGGCCAGACAGUUUGCCUAUUGCCCUGUUCAGUGUCAGACACACCCCCCGGGGAAAACAUGCUCUGUCCCCUUAUGAAAUUCUGUUUGGUUCAGCCCCCAGACUUGGCUGUUAUUUCCCACAGCAGUUGCAGUUACAAUCUGAUGUGUUAACUAGCUAUGUCACACGUUUGUCUGAAGAAUUAACCAAUAUCCACUCUCAAGUAUUUUCCUCCAUUCCAGACCCAGAGACAGACUCGGGAACUCACAGUCUUCAGACAGGAGAUUGGGUGCUAGUAAAGAAGUUUGUGAGAAAGCACUCCCUUGAGCCAAGAUAUGAUGGCCCGUUCCAAGUCUUGCUGACCACAGCCACCUCAGUCAAGCUAGAAGGGAAAAGCACCUGGAUCCACGCCUCCCAUUGUAAGAAAGUCCCAGCCCCUGAGGACAAGACCCUGCCUACAUCAUGAUAUAUAUGCUUUUUCUGUUGGGAUUGGUGGGGGCUCAGCAGGUAGCCAUCACACAAAAUGACAAGUUAUUGACCACAUUUUGGUACAACUCAUCCAACACACAUGUGGCCACUUUCACCUUUGAUUACUGUAGCAUAGUCUCCUGUCCUCCAGUUCCCUGGCAAUGUAACUUAUACCGUGACACACCCAGGUCCCGCUCCACAUAUAUAUGUGUCACAGACAAGUAUUGGGGACAAAACUGUGACUAUUGGGGGUCAGUGGGGUGGAACACGGGAACGGAUUGGGGGUACCGACCACAGAGUGCUCUGGACAGGAGAGAUAAGAAUGGAAAAUCUUUGAUCAGCAGAAUGACCCUACUAAAAACAGGCACAUGCCUGAACAGUGGGAAAACAGGACAUAGCAUGAAAUUCGCCCUGACCGUAGAAAACCCUGGUCCCGAUGAUGCUGGCACAAGAUAAUGGAGAAAGUUG
Rana temporaria (common frog) is the source of this 4019-nucleotide messenger RNA. RefSeq lists its product as uncharacterized. Gene Ontology annotation, biological process: DNA integration. The transcript has a single exon. The record is from RefSeq and is a predicted model, not a curated record. Lineage: Eukaryota; Metazoa; Chordata; Amphibia; Anura; Ranidae. Gene Ontology annotation, molecular function: nucleic acid binding; RNA-DNA hybrid ribonuclease activity. Bases 634 to 3549 code for a protein of 971 amino acids.